Messenger RNA from Geosmithia morbida, 4407 nucleotides. Its product is annotated as TPR protein. The transcript is spliced from 2 exons. NCBI's taxonomy places the organism in Eukaryota, Fungi, Ascomycota, Sordariomycetes, Hypocreales, Bionectriaceae. The record is from RefSeq and is a predicted model, not a curated record. Gene Ontology annotation, molecular function: protein binding. Bases 1 to 4407 code for a protein of 1468 amino acids.
AUGGGGCAAGCAAAGGACGACAAGAGCGCCCUCGAGGCUGCAUUUCAGGCGGUCAUAGCGGAUGCUGCUGAGCUUCACAAGGAAUCCUCUGGACAUAGCAUUAACGACUUUAUGAAUCCUCCCAUGCGCUCGAUAGACGACCUCAACAGCCAGCUCGACAAUUACAACAAAAGCUUCGGGGCCUUCCGGUCUAAGCGAGAUUCCAUAUUUGGUACUUUGAAAGCCAUGUUACAGCCUAUCCAGGCCGUAGGUGACAUUGUGGCCGGUGCUGCAGGCGAAGCAUUUCCUGCGACACAGACAAUAUACACCGCCAUUUUGUUCCUGGUCAAUGCAGCUAAGGAUGUGUCUUCAAACUAUGACGCCAUUUUUGAACUCUUUGAACUGCUUAAGGCAGUAGCCAUUUUCGCCUCAUUCUUUGAAGUCAUUGUCCUUUCCACUGGGGAGAUCAGGAAGGGACGAUUCAGGUCAUACUUCAAGAGCCUCCUUCAAAUUGGAAGCCCUGUGCAGAGUGCUCUUGAAAAUCUCCAGAAACUCAUUGCCGGCGAGGGCCGACAGGUUCUUGCAGAUACAUAUGGUGGUGUCGCAAGAAUCGACAAAAAGACGGACAAUGUUGAACAGAUUGUGAACCAAGUCAGCCAGGAUGUUCAAGAGCUGAAGCUCGAAUACCGAGCCCGUAUCAAUGCGGCUCAUCAGGAUACACUCCGGGAGCUCCUGGAUCCCUCACCUUUCCCAAGAGAUUAUUUUGAGUCCUUUGACAGGAGUAGGGUGCAAGGCACAGGCGAUUGGAUCCUCCAAGAUGCUUCACUGCAGUCUUGGCUAGAUGGCGAGACGCAAUACAUGUGGAUGUCCGGAGGACCUGGUACUGGAAAGUCCUUUUUGGCUACGAGGCUCAUUUCUUGGGCAAAUAACAACCUCUCUCAUGUUGCCUACUUUUAUUUUCGAUCCAAUGACCCAGAGACACGAUCCGUCCUCCAAGCACUACGAGAUGUCUCUUAUCAGCUCAGCGAGAGCGACGCUUUCUACGCAAAACAGCUCACUCGCAGUGUCCACACUACUGCAGACAUCAAAACGGUACCCAGUGCUUUUCGGAAAUUGUUCGCCGAAUCUUUCGAAAAUGACACUCGCAGUGAGCCAUUUUACGUGUUCCUGGAUGGCCUCGACGAAGCGGCUACAGAGGAGAUUGAAGAACUUCUAACACAGCUGGCCGCGUGCAUGGAAGAACAGCCGGUACCGGGAGGCAAAGCCAAGGUCAAGAUUUGCCUCACCGGAAGGUCGCAUCUGACUGAUUUGGUGUCGACGUACCUGGAUCCUCCAACGCCAAGCCGCUCGCUGACCCUCGUGCACGUCACUCCAGAUCGCGUCGCGAAUGAUGUCAGGUCUUAUAUUAAACACGGCGUGGCACACUCUCGCGUCAUGAGCCAAGUCGGUCCCGAGCUGAAGGCCCAAGUCAUCGAGACCAUGGAAAAACGUGUCGAUGGCCUCUUCAUCCUCGCCAAGUUCAUGUUGGCCGAUGUCAAUCGCAAACGCCGCCCAAAUUCUAUCCUCGAGUCUCUCGCAUCGUUCCCACGAGAGAUAAACGGCAUUCUGGGCAUGACAUUAGCCGACCUGUCUUCUACAAUCACUGAUGAAGAGGCAGGGGAUUUGAAUGAAGUGCUUGGGUGGGUAGCCUGUGCACAACAAGCUCUCACAAUCGAGCAGCUUGAAGCUGUCUUGAUACUAGAGUUCGGGACCCCUCCCUUCCGGUUCGAGAACAGUCUCCGUGGCCAGUAUGCUUCAUUCUUCAGCGUGGAGCGUGAAGACGGCCUCACGACAGACGACUUGGUCAGGGACUACGAACGCCUACAGCGGGGAGGUAACAGAUCCGCGACCCCGAACGGACAUGUCAGAAAGUCUGUUUCUUCUGAAAGAGGAGGAGUUAAUUCUCGCGAUGUCAGUCCGGCGCAACGGCUCGCCGAUUCCCCCCGCCGGCGCACAAGCCCUGUCACAUCCCUUGAGUCCAAUCUGGCCCGCCACCCCAGCCCUUCGCCUGGCCCCAUCCUCCUACCUGAAAUCACAACUCCCGACCAGGAUAUGGAGUUCAGGUCAAAAAAGUCUAGCACGACAGUCACCUUCUUUCAUGCCUCUGUACGCGAGUUCUUCCGCGAAGGCGACCCAUUCAAGGCUUCCGAGAAGACGGGCGGACCCUCUGUCGGCUUCAACGCGCUGGCCAUGAGAACGCACAUUCUUAAAAUAUGUCUGCGUAUCUUCAAUGACAAGAAAUGGUUUAAGUCCCAGGAUCUCGGAAGGAGAGCCCACUCAAUCAAGCAGUAUGCUGCAUGGUACUGGCAAGAGCACCUAGCGGCUGUUGACCCCAAGGAUGUGGGCAAGGACGACAAACGAAUCAUCGGCCAGCAGGUAUACCGCAUGCUGGUUGACGAGACCACAAUGUCCGAUUGGAGUCUCAUGUAUGAAGAAAAUGACGAGGGCCUCGAAGUUUUCAACGACGCAAACAUCGAUGGUCUCCGUGCCUGGAUCGAGGACGAUGACGUGGUGUCGGGACUGGACUCUGAUGCAAAGAAAUGGGCAGAGGAAUCGGUUACUAGGCCGGCAAGCAUGUUCCUUGCAAUGGGCCGAUUCUAUGCCAAGGCAUGGCUCGAUGAGAAGUGCGAGCUCUACGUCCCCACCAGACUCUGCUUCGAGAUUGUCCAAAGCAUCUCGUAUCUUGAUGCCGGGCACAAGUGGUCCGAGUCACAGCAUCACUGGGCAGGUGUACCGGUCCAAGAACGCAUCAACAACGCUACAGAGUGGUCGCAGUACCCCAAAACGGCACAUUGGUUCCGUCGAGUCGGUAGCACAUAUCUCACACUGAACAUACACAAGGAAGCCUUGGCCCAUUACACUGAAGGACUCAAGCUCCAGCCUGACAACGCCGAGAUAGCUGGGCCUAAGGCGUACUGUCUUCUCAAGGAUAAGUCGUACUCGGAGGCUCUUGAACUCGGACUCAGGUGCGAGGCCAUGGAGCUCAAGCUAAUGGCCGAGGGAAACCUUUCUGGAUCAGCUCUCUCGACCAGCAAGUGGCGCCUGUACAAGGACUAUUCUGUCAUCGCGUUAGCAUACUCACUCACAGGCAACGUCGACAAGUCAAUCGAGUAUUUCCGCAAGGCUUUGGACAGCGCAGAUGAGGCCGACAUGAGAUACCAGGAGCGGUUCGAGCCGGUCAUCGGCUUCCUUGGCGUGCUUUCGACGCACGAUAGACAUGCCGAAAUAAUGGAGGUGAUUAAAGACCUGUCGCUGCAUGCCUCUGGUCCUCACAAGGAGAGCAGCCGACUGGUUGAAUUUUUGCUCUCGGAGCACGACACUUCUUUGGUGCUGGAGUCGAUUCCCAAGGCUGCGUGCAGGGAUGGACAGGUCGAGUUUCUGGUUGAGAGGCUACAGAUAGCGCUCAAGAUUGCGCACGACAAGCGCGAUGUGCCCAAGGGACUCUUCCUCCGCAUCGCCCUUGGAGUGACAUUGAUGUACCAGCGCGAAACAGACGCGGCGAUUGAGAUCUUUGAGCGAAUUUCGCUGAUCGAAUACCGGUCGCGAGGAAACGUGCCGACGCGACGGGCGCACGCCAUCUCGUUCCAGAAACUAGCAUCACUGUACAAGGACAUGGCACUGCAGGCCGGACUGAACCAGCCUAGUGCAGACCACUGGAUCAAGCUUCUUGAGGCGGUGCAAUCCAAGCACAGAUCCCACCGUCACAAAACCAAAAUGCCACUGCGCAUGACGGGUUCCGACUUCAACGCGGCGGCCGUCUACCUGGCACUCAUUUUCCGGCUGCGACGACGGGUCAGAGAGGCGGAGGCACUCCUUGCGGCGCUUAUUGUCGAGAGUUGCGAAAUUCUAGAGGAUAACGAUCUGGACAACGACGAAUUUUCACUGGAGAACCUACUCCGACUGUUUGUCGCCGCGGGAGAGGGAGAAGACUCGAACGCACGCGCGCUGGCCGUAUCCAUGAGACAGCCCAGCCCCCAGGGCUUGGCCGGGACAGCUGGUGGUGAGGGUGAGUCACCCAUCCAACCACGCAGAGCAGCCCAUCCGGAACCCAAGCUGUCUGGCAUUCAAUCAACAGACCGCUGCUGCGCGCAGUGUCUCAGCGUUAUCAAAGACGAGAAGCCUUUCUUUAUCUGCCGUUACUGUCUAGAUAGCUUCUGCGAUAGAUGUCUCAGGCAGAGGAUCAAGCCUGGUGUCGCUGCUACCGAUCAAGGUUCAGAAGGGUUGGCAUUGGGUCUUGCUUGCAGUGUAGACCACGAUUGGAUUGAGGUGCCUCCGCUAGAUAGGGUGCUUCAUACGGGCGAGUUGUUUGUAGAUGGGCAAGUGAGGCGGCUUGCCGAAUGGGAGGGUGAGGUGAAGAAGAAGUGGAAGGGUAAGUUGGAGAUUUGUUGA